Molecule: messenger RNA, 1142 nt
Organism: Sinocyclocheilus rhinocerous
Lineage: Eukaryota; Metazoa; Chordata; Actinopteri; Cypriniformes; Cyprinidae
Product: nectin-3-like protein
Exons: 5
Coding region: 131-799 (222 amino acids)
Biological process (GO): heterophilic cell-cell adhesion; homophilic cell-cell adhesion
Cellular component (GO): adherens junction
Source: RefSeq, a predicted model, not a curated record
UCUUUUGAGCGCGGCUGUUUUUAGACUGCGUCUGUCACGGAUUCGCUCCCUGACUCGUUCAGUGGCACUUACUGAAGGUGACAAGAACUUUUUAAGGUGACGGUGUCUUCACUCAGUGCUUGUAAUAGAUAUGUUUUCCCGUCUCUUCAUUACGACGACUGUUGUUUAUUUUCUUCUCAGCGGUGGGACAGAAGCCACAAGCCCUGUGAAUGUGAGCGUGACUGUGGAUGUCGUCCCUGUCGCUGGAAGUCUUGAGGUUACCUUGGCAACCUGUACAACUUCUAGAACGAAGCCUGCUGCCGAGGUGUCAUGGAAUUUGGGUGCUUUAUCUGAUUCUGUGAAGGUAUCAACCAACACUGUGAAACAUUUGGAUGGGACGUUCACAGUCGCAAGCAGUCUGAUUGCCACUCCAACUGCACAGAUGAAUCAACAACAUGUCCAGUGUGUGAUCAGACAUGUUGCGAUGAAAGAGGAACUGGAAGUUGAUCACAAGAUCAUUGUGCACUAUCCACCUCAGCUUGUCUUUGUGACACCUUUCAAGAAUCUCUCUAAUGCUGAGGUGUAUCAGUGUCAGGCAGAUGCCAAUCCUUCAGCUACACACUUCAGCUGGCACAGCACACACCAGACUAUCCCUAACGAUGCCAUUAAAGCAGAAGGUAAUAAACUCUACUUCUUGAAACUGACCUCUGACCUCAGUGGCCUGUAUAUCUGUGAGGCUUCAAACGAGUAUGGUACAGGAAUCGGCUCUCUCUACUGGCAAAAAGGAGAAAAGACAGAAGACUAUCAUUCUGAGCUCUGAGUCCUUUAUACUAGAUGCAAUUUCAUAUUUUCUCAGUGUCAUCAAAGUCCCUUUAAGGAAAUUCAGGAAUAAAAGCUGGCAACAAUUAUAUUAUGCUUCUUAAACUCAAAUCACACUAAAAUCUAUAUUUUUCAGGAAGGCCAAGAUAGUGCACAUGAACAUUGUAGAGUAAACAAACAGCUGCUUUUUUAAUUUACAGUGCAUAUGUCAACAAGGUGACUUUUAACUGAAAGGAAUGAUAACAUUGCCAUAUUAAGCAUUAUGCUUUCUCCCAUCUAUGUAUGAGUGGACCAUCUGCCUUGCAUAGUCCCUGAACAUUAUAUUUUAUUACAUUAUUUGUUGC